ACUGCUUGUGCAGCAAUUUGUUUUCUGUCUAAGAUCACUGUCGGCACGCAAGCAGCAUGAACCUCUCCAUUAGCCUAUCGUCCGAAGCCUCGGCCCCUGAGGAGAAUGGCGCAAGGACCACCGUAGCCUGUGUAAUCCUGGGCUUGUCCUUCCUGGUGGGGGCUCCGGGGAACCUGCUGGUCAUCUGGACCAUUGUGAGGCACGUCAAGCAGCGCUCCCACACCGUGGUGCUCAUCCUCCAUCUGGCUGUUGCUGACCUGCUGGUGCUCAUCACCCUGCCCCUGUGGAUAUACUCCCUGGCUUGCUCCUGGGUCUUUGGGCAGGCCUCUUGUAAGGCCAUGGUCUACGUUAUCAACGCCUGCAUGUACAGCAGCGUGUUCCUCAUCACCCUCAUGAGUGUGGAGCGUUUUGCAGCCAUUCGAUACCCGAUCGCAUCUGCUGUUUGGAGAAGAAAAGAGGCACUGGAUAAGUUCCUGUUGGUCAUCUGGGCGGCUGCCUUCUUGUUAAGUAUACCCGUCAUACUCACCCAGGUGCUGGACGGGGACUCUGGGGAAGAGCAGUGCCUAUACAGGGAGUACACCUCUGGUGGUCAGGAGGCUGUGUUUCUGCUGCUGGAGACCCUGGUGGGUUACAUGAUGCCUCUCUGCAUACUGGUGAUCUGCUACAGCUGCCUCUGCAGCCGCAUCGCCCAGAUGACCUUCAAGUCGAAGCGGAAGUCCACGUGUCUCAUUGCCAGCGUGGUGGUGGUGUUCACUCUCUGCUGGACCCCCCAUCACGUGGUGAACAUUCUCUCGCUCAUUUACCUGGUUGUCAAGGACCCCCACCCUGAGGUGGCAGAGCGCCUGGAGGGAGCCUCGGAGACCAUGACCUUCAUCGCUGGAGCCCUGGUCUUCAUCAGCAGCACGGUCAACCCGAUGCUGUACGUUUUUGUGGCACGCUCGUUCCGUGGCUCGCUAAGGGAGACAGGUAUCCAGAAGCUGUUCCGACACAUUUCCAGCACAUCUCCAGGUGAGAUGACUAAAGAGCUGUCCUACAUGAGUAAGAGGCAGCUGGGCUCUCACACCAACAGCUCCCAAAUCGAAAUACAGCCAAAGGAGCAAAUGAAUUCCUCUCUAAAUAUUCAAGAAAAGGGUUCAUCCUGAGAUUGAGAAAAAACUUUUUUUAUGUUUCCUUUUUCAGUUUCAUGUUUGGGUUAAGGUGUGUAGUAUGUCAAAUAAAUAAUUUAGUUAUUUUUCUAACAUUUUUGUUUGUGUUACUAUGUGUCUUUGUUAGCAUGAUCUUGGUAAACAUGCAUGUUUUCUGAAAGCAGUUAAAGUUUUGGUAACUGUGUGUUGUACUUAAGUGUAAGUAUCUCUUUUUCAUUUUAACAAGUGUUGUUUUUUCAAGUGUUGUUUUAAAUGUUAAUUUACAGUAUCUCUAUGUCUAAUAUUUUUGGUCAAAAUAAAAUCCUGUUUGUAGAUUUGUGAGUAGUUUGGUCAAUUUACAUUUUGUGAUUAUAAUUUACAUUUUAGUUAAGUGUACAGCAUCUGUUUUCUAGUGGUUUUUCUUGAGCCUCUAUUUCUGAACUCCUCCUGGUUUAAUAUAUUAUUCCAAGCACAGCUUGGAUUCAUGGAGCUACAAAUAUGUAUUUCUAAAACGUAAAUAUUAAUGUCAAGUUUCUUACAUUUAUAACUCAACAGGUAAAAGUUAGAUUCCCCUGUAUAGCCACAAUUUUGCGACAGAGUCAGUCAUGGUUUCAACUUCCUCAAACUGUCUGUAGCAUACAUAUUGCAACAUCAAAAGCUGCUUGUGUUCCCUUUAACUCAUUAAAAGGGGAAUUGUGUACUAAC
Osmerus eperlanus (European smelt) is the source of this 1829-nucleotide messenger RNA. RefSeq lists its product as uncharacterized. The record is from RefSeq and is a predicted model, not a curated record. Gene Ontology annotation, molecular function: G protein-coupled peptide receptor activity. NCBI's taxonomy places the organism in Eukaryota, Metazoa, Chordata, Actinopteri, Osmeriformes, Osmeridae. Gene Ontology annotation, biological process: neuropeptide signaling pathway. Gene Ontology annotation, cellular component: plasma membrane. The transcript has a single exon. The coding region runs from base 57 to 1142 and encodes 361 amino acids.